AUGUCAUCAUCAGUGGCCCUGGUGGAGACGCUGUUGGCGCCGGAGCUUAGGCCGAAGAGGGCAUCCUCACCGCGACACUGCAGCGCCUUACGGGAGAGAUCCAGAUGCGUGUCAUUGUCUGAUGGCACCGUGACAGUGCCGCCGACCAGCAGUGCCCGUGGCAGCAUCAUCAUCAUCAUCACAUCCACAUGGCAGGAUCAAGAUCGCAGAAAGAAGCGAGCGGACGUUGGGUCCUUGCCGGCCAUCUCUGCGCCGUACAAGAAAGGGCAUAGAAGAUGCCCGGCCACGGCAGCCGCCAACUGGGGCUAUGGAAAGAAAAAGUGGAAGGGAGGAAGCAGGAACCCAAGGUCGAAGCUGUUGUUGACAUCCGGCAAGUGGAGGGAGAAUCUCGACCAUUUGCUGGAAAACGAAGUGGAAGCUGCAGGUGACAAUGCAGACGCUGCAGGCACCACAGGCACGAGUGUCACCACCCCUCUGCUAGUGGCUCAGGUACCCCAAUCAGCACCUGCAGCGGCAGUGGUACCUGGGGCUGUACCCUCACCGACUAGCGGUACCUCCCAGUCUUUGUGGAUUUCAGCCAGAACUGGAAAAGAGAAGCCGUCCAAGCCGCCCUUGCACCUGCUGCCCUUGACGAAAUACAACUCCAACGAUGACGUGAAUCGCAACAACAAGUGGGAGGAAGUCCCCGGCUUUGACGGCGACAGCCGGGAUUUGCAGCCCGUGCCAGCCUCAGCCUAUUGGUUAUCAACUUCUUCUCCGCCGUCACUGCUUGCUCAUCCUUCGCCUCUUUCUUCACCCGCGUCGAAACCCAGACUUCAGCUUCAACUAAGCGUGCAUAAACUCAAGGGCUGGCCAGAACGUGGACGAUCCACAACAAUCCGACGGAAACGAGGAUGGAUCAAGUGGCAGCAGCAGCAGCGGAAAAAGGGACGACGCCGUCUUACUGUUGGAGAAAAAGGUCCCCUACCCCCCGUGCCAAUUUCCCCCUCCUCCUCACCAUCCUCAGAGCCGGCGCACCCCUCGCCCACCACCACGACACAACAGCAACAUCAUCCCAAGCGAAAGCAGACGCAGACGCAGAAGCAGGCGCACUCGUACCUGGGCCUGGACGUGCAUCUCAAUCUGCACACAAACCACCACUCAAACUCUCCUGCCCUAGUGCGGUUCCUUGUCUCGGCCACUGCCACGGACUGUGCAAAGGUCGAUGUGAUUAAUGAGACACGCAAUUGGCUUGAACAAUUAUUCAAAGACACGAUCGGCGACACCACCGCCCGGGAACGGGAACUCGCACACGGCCAGGACCAUCACCACUCUUUCUUGCUACCACUGCCGCUUGUCUCUGGGUGGCACCAUAGCCCGUUCGAUCUCGCAACCGGUUACGGCUGUCAACCCGUCAACGGAGCCGAAGAACGACCCCGCUCACCCCGGCACGCGCAAGCUGAACAAGCGGCUUCGGUGCAUAUUAAGGAUCAGGAGGGCCUUGCUCUUGACAAGGGAUCUAAUUUGAACGAAACCAAGGGCAUUAAAAACAACACCACUGGGGCUGGCGGCUUGGAUUCACAAACUUUGCAAACCUCGGUGCCACGAGUAGACACGGGAGCCGACAGUCGAACCCUUGCCGAACGGUGCAAGCUGGAGACCAACAUGUUCAUGGACCACCACCAUCAGGCCUCAGCUGUGCCGCCCUCGCCCGCCCUCUCUCACUCUUCUUUCUCCCUUAGAGGCAGAAAUCGAGUUUUUGGAAAACUACCUUUUCUCUCGCGCAGUCGCAACCCGGAAAGUCCAACCCAUAUCGAGAUCGCCUCUCCAAUCUCCCCUUUGCAACCAGAACCUCCAACUUCAACUUCGCCAGUUUCCCCGGCCUCCUCCAUGGGUGCCCCGAUUGACAAGACCCGAUCCAGGAGUGGGGAUGCGAAGACGUAUGCUGGCUCUGGAGGGCGCGGCAUUGUUCCCCUUCAAGAUGAGGUGCCAAGGGGGGCCGUUAAUGGCGCUGACAGACGCGUUACCGUUCGCUGUAAGGGCGUGACGGUGGAUCUCAAGGUUGAGGUUGACACUACUACUGUGGACAUCUUGUUGGCUUAUGCCGGCAAGACAGGCCUUCUCGUCAAUGUCAACACCAGCAUGGUCAUCGAGGCGUAUACCCCCCUGGGUCUCGAGCGACGCCUUCGUCGCUAUGAACGUAUCCGUGAUGUAUUGAACACAUGGGAUCAAGACAUGCAGAACGUUUUGAUUAUCCAGACCGAAAACGAUCGCAGCGACGAGAACCUAGACCUCGCCAGUGUUCCUCGCGAACAAAAGAUACCUACUGGCUUUGUCCUUCCACUUCAGCACUCUCAUAGGCCCGGGAAAUGGACCAAGCGUUAUAUCACAUUGCUAGAAAACGGGCAAUUGGUUUCGUCCAAGAAGCCCGACGCAAAACUCUCAGACAAGGACGUCUUGAGCAUCUGCCAUCUAUCUGAUUUUGACAUCUACAUGCCGACCGAAGCACAGAAACGAAAGGAGCUCCGACCACCCAAAAAAUAUUGCUAUGCAAUCAAAAGCCAGCAGAAAGCCACGAUUUUUUUGUCGGCGGAUAAUUUUGUCCACUACUUCAGUACCGAGGACGCCGCGGUCGCCCGUCAGUUUUCCGCUCGCGUCCAAGCUUGGCGAAGCUGGUAUCUGGUUAACAAGGUAUUGCAGCUGCAUAAGAAAAUGCAAGAGCGAGAAGUGGAGAAACCGCCUCAGCUCUCUUCGGCGCCGCACAAACCAAGAAGGGCAGUCAACGAUGUCAAUGCGGAUGACCACAAGAUCAAAGCUUCAGUCGACGAGUCUUCUUACCCGAUCGGUACAUUCAAGCCCCUAAUCGACCUGUCACGUUUCGACAAGCCCAUCGAUGAGUUUGACAAGGACUGGAAAGCCGACCGAUCCAGACAGCAGGCCUCCCAACAACCACCAUUACAACUCCAGAAAGUCAGAAAAGCUACACAAGAAGAGAUAGAAGCACCAUUUGGCACGAGUGGUCUGCUUGGGAACAUAUAUGAAGAACGAAAACUUGCGCAGAAGGAAGGGGAGAGAAAGAAACUGGAGGUCGUUACCGACCAACCUUUUACCGAUCGACCCAGCCUUCUGAAUGGCGGAUUGGUAACCUCGCCAACUGAGGAGACCAGACAGCACGAUGGACGAUGCGAACCAAAGGCAUGGCUUCCUUCGACACUUGAUCACACCGCCACCCAGCGUAGCACAAGAGCACCCUCUGUUCGUCGUAGUGCUCCAUCUCAUCAGUCGCCGCCAUCUCAGUACGCUCCCUCACAAUAUGCGCCAUCACAGUACGCACCGUCCCAGCACGAGCGUGGGCGUGAAACCCAUCGUCGUCAGCAACCGAACCAGCAACUGAAGCCCAGUGCGCCUCUUGUCGACCUAACUCCGAAAUUCGUUGAACCACCCCAAUGGUCGCGCGAAGGUUUGGGACGAGGUGUGCGGGCUCCAGAAGGCAUGCCGUUGGUCGACAUGGCUACAGGACCCCAAUUGGCUCCCGGUGCCAAACCCCUCGACCUGCCACCCCGAACACUUGUUAGGCGGGAACCGAGCACGCGAACCUCUGCUUCUCGACCAGGAACUAGUGCAGGUAGUGUCCGAGCCGUUAGUCGGGCUUCCUCGGUGCGUGACAGGAUGAUGAGUCCAGACGGGACGUCUGGGGGCAUGAGGAGCAUAUCAGGAUCGGCUUUUCAACCACCUGUACCUCCUCUACCCGGCUCAGUCCUAGGCUACGGGCCGAACCAUCCGCCCCCCUCGUCCAAAGGUAGAAAUACAGAUGGUUACCGUUCCCGUUCGUCGUCUCGUGGGCCACAACCCCAAUCCAAGCGAGGUUCUCCUCCGUCCUCUGGGUAUGAAGACGAUCGUCACCGGACGUUUUCCUUGAGAAACCAGCCACAUCCGCUACUAUCGUUCGAUGAGGCCCUAGAAGAACCGCGAGGUCUCCUUGGACAGACAGACAGAAGCUCCAAUGUCUCCGUGCAACGAGCACAGAGUGUCCGAGUGGGCAGUUCAUCGCGCCGCGCAAGGAAUGGGAGUACUUACAAUUAUUGAUUAGCAUAUUCCUAUGGGUUUGAAGGGCUUUUUCCUUGGAACUGUAUAACGACUACUUAUCAUGAUUUGACGCCGUUCACGAGUUUCUUACCGGUUCUUAAACGAUGUAUGGGCAUCUGGUUUCUGUUUGAUUAUAUUGUGCUGUCCGACAACUCAUGUAAAGGAUUUUUGGUUGGUCACUGAAGGUACGAACGGGAAGUCACGGCUUUCUGAACAGUUAUGGUGGACUUUACUAUCUGAGCAUGAUGUUCUUCUAAUACUAAUGCUUUGAACAUUUAAAUCCUAAUCUACAGCACCAUUUUGUGCUGCUCUUCACUAGAUUCACGAUGCUAGGAAUGCUGCGGUUAACUUUGAGUAGUC
This is a messenger RNA of Neurospora crassa OR74A, 4425 nucleotides long. RefSeq lists its product as hypothetical. The record is from RefSeq and is a predicted model, not a curated record. NCBI's taxonomy places the organism in Eukaryota, Fungi, Ascomycota, Sordariomycetes, Sordariales, Sordariaceae. The transcript has 3 exons. The coding region runs from base 1 to 4065 and encodes 1354 amino acids.